This is a messenger RNA of Penicillium maclennaniae, 711 nucleotides long. RefSeq lists its product as uncharacterized. The transcript has 2 exons. Lineage: Eukaryota; Fungi; Ascomycota; Eurotiomycetes; Eurotiales; Aspergillaceae. Bases 1 to 711 code for a protein of 236 amino acids. The record is from RefSeq and is a predicted model, not a curated record.
AUGUCUGCAAACGAGCACAAACCUUACAACGUUCCAGCCCAAGAAACAGAACGGGUUCACAGCAACCAUAUCAAUGGCAGCACCGAAGAGAAACUUGCUAGGCAGUGCAUCGUUGAACUCUGCAAAGGUUGGCCAGUUUACAGAGACUUUUCCGAAUGGCACAAUUACCGCAGUCUUUUUACCAGCGAGGGCGCUUACGUCUGGACUACUUGGUCCGGCGGUCUCCCAAUUGAUGAAUUCAUAGAUGUUUCUAUCAAAGGCCGCGACAAUGGCGACUUUAUCGCGCAUCGGGAGAAUGGUACACUCGCCAAUGUCAACCUCAGCAAAGGUCGAGGCGUGGGGAAAAUGAAAGCUACAAUCACGCAGCGAUUCACCCUUCAGGGGAUUCCUAUCGACAUUGACUGUGACUGCCGCUUCAUCUUCUUCUGCAAGUUGGAGAAAGAUGAGUGGAAGGCACAAUACGUCAAAUUGUUCUACGAGAAGGACAGGGUCGUUCCGGUAGAUGGCAAAAGUGUACCCGAGUUCCCCAAAGAAGAACUUGCAAAGUACACACCCGGCUAUCAGUAUCUGGCCGUAGCGCAACAUUCGCUGGGCCACCCAAUUUUGAACGACCUACCUAACGCAGAAAAUGAGGGUUUCUUCGACAUGUACAAGGCUAUGGCAGACUGGAUUGAGGGUAAAGAUAUUAAUUUGUUCUGGGAGAAAAAGUGA